AUGGACCACGUGUUCAAUGUGCUGGAACAGUACGCUUUAAAUUUAGAGGACGAGGUACAAUCUCGGAUGAAGGAGCUGAUUGAGGAAAAGAAGAAAAGCGACGUUCUACUGUACCGCAUGUUGCCGAAGCAAAGAAGGGAAUACUCUUCCUCAGGCAAGUCGCUGAGAAGCUCAAACAUGGUCAGUCGGUUCGAACCGGAGACCUUCGAAUGUGUCACUUUGUGCUUUUCCGAUGUCGUUUCAUUUACCGCGUUGGCUAGCAGAUGUACACCAUUACAGGUCGAGACAAUAGGAGAUGGUUAUUUAUGCGUUUCUGGACUGCCACAUCGAAAUGGUAACAAACAUGCCAAAGAAAUCGCUGAGAUGUCCUUUGAGCUGCUCAGAGUAAUCAGCGGAUCUCGAGUUCCUCAUCUGCCAAAAGAGAAAAUUAAUAUCCGAGUAGGUCAUACAGGAUCUGUGGUGACCGGUGUUGUAGGAAUGACAAUGCCCAGAUACUGUCGUUUCGGUGAGGUGAACACGGGUAGUCGAAUGGAAAGCAAUGGAAAACGUAUGAAGAGGAAAUCCAGAACUGUUCUGAUACGAUCUUAUCCGCAUCUUGGGAAAGGAGCACUGGAGACCUAUUGGUUAUUGACGCCCGAGGAACAACAGCAGUCUUACAUGGUUUAG
This is a messenger RNA of Cooperia oncophora, 666 nucleotides long. NCBI's taxonomy places the organism in Eukaryota, Metazoa, Nematoda, Chromadorea, Rhabditida, Trichostrongylidae. The record is from the annotation of a GenBank genome assembly.